This is a messenger RNA of Besnoitia besnoiti, 1347 nucleotides long. RefSeq names its product putative elongation factor 1-alpha (EF-1-ALPHA). Gene Ontology annotation, biological process: translation; translational elongation. NCBI's taxonomy places the organism in Eukaryota, Apicomplexa, Conoidasida, Eucoccidiorida, Sarcocystidae. The transcript has 2 exons. Gene Ontology annotation, molecular function: translation elongation factor activity; GTP binding; GTPase activity. The coding region runs from base 1 to 1347 and encodes 448 amino acids. The record is from RefSeq and is a predicted model, not a curated record.
AUGGGAAAGGAAAAGACCCACAUCAACUUGGUCGUCAUCGGCCACGUCGACUCCGGAAAGUCGACCACCACGGGACACCUGAUCUACAAGUUGGGUGGUAUUGACAAGCGUACCAUCGAGAAGUUCGAGAAGGAGUCCUCCGAAAUGGGCAAGGGCUCCUUCAAGUACGCGUGGGUGCUCGACAAGCUGAAGGCUGAGCGUGAACGUGGUAUCACCAUCGAUAUUGCCCUGUGGCAGUUCGAGACCCCCAAGUACCACUACACUGUCAUCGAUGCCCCGGGACACAGAGACUUCAUCAAGAACAUGAUUACCGGUACCUCCCAGGCCGAUGUCGCCCUCCUAGUCGUCCCCGCCGAGGCCGGUGGUUUCGAGGGUGCCUUCUCCAAGGAAGGUCAGACCCGUGAGCACGCGCUUCUUGCUUUCACCCUCGGUGUGAAGCAGAUGAUUGUUGGCAUCAACAAGAUGGACUCGUGCAACUACUCCGAGGACCGCUUCAAUGAGAUUCAGAAGGAAGUUGCGAUGUACCUGAAGAAGGUCGGCUACAACCCCGAGAAGGUUCCGUUCGUUGCCAUCUCCGGUUUCGUUGGUGACAACAUGGUUGACAAGUCCACCAACAUGCCGUGGUACAAGGGCAAGACCCUCGUCGAGGCCCUCGACACCAUGGAGGCCCCCAAGCGCCCCAGCGACAAGCCCCUGCGCUUGCCCCUGCAGGACGUCUACAAGAUCGGCGGUAUCGGUACCGUCCCGGUCGGACGUGUUGAGACCGGUAUCCUGAAGGCCGGUAUGGUCCUGACCUUCGCCCCGGUUGGCCUCACGACUGAGUGCAAGUCCGUUGAAAUGCACCACGAAGUCCUCGAGCAGGCCGUGCCUGGUGACAACGUUGGUUUUAACGUGAAGAACGUUUCCGUCAAGGAGCUGAAGCGCGGCUACGUCGCCUCCGACUCCAAGAACGACCCCGCGAAGGGCUGCGCCACCUUCCUUGCCCAGGUUAUCGUCCUCAACCACCCAGGUGAGAUCAAGAACGGAUACUCGCCCGUUAUCGAUUGCCACACUGCCCACAUUGCCUGCAAGUUUGCUGAGAUCAAGACCAAGAUGGACAAGCGUUCUGGUAAGACCCUUGAGGAGGCACCCAAGUGCAUUAAGUCCGGUGACGCCGCCAUGGUCAACAUGGAGCCCUCCAAGCCCAUGGUUGUUGAGGCCUUCACUGACUACCCCCCUCUUGGCCGUUUCGCCGUCCGUGACAUGAAGCAGACCGUCGCUGUCGGUGUCAUCAAGUCCGUCGAGAAGAAGGAGCCUGGUGCUGGCAGCAAGGUCACCAAGUCCGCCGUCAAGGCCGCCAAGAAAUAA